UUUCAGAAUUCACAAUGGCGGACGGAUCGAAAGAAGUCCACUAUUUGGUACUCAAAGUGAUGCGGCUGUCGAAGCCAACCCUCGUCAUCGGCCAGCCCAUCGUGAGCGAGCCGUCCGACUUUGCCGGCUCGGUGCUGCAGGAAGUCCAGACGGCCGAUGUCAGCACGGCUGGCCAGCCCGAGCUCUUCUCGCUCAGCUCCUUCCUCAUGCUGCCGCAGAACUUCGGAAACAUUUUCUUGGGAGAGACGUUUUCAAGCUACAUUAGUGUGCACAACGACAGCAACAUGCGUAUUCGCGACGUUGCCGUCAAGGCCGAGCUGCAAACCACCUCGCAGCGCGUUCCGCUGUCGGAUUUGGCGCCAUCCGACAAAGAGUUGUCACCUGGCGCCAGCGUGGAUGUUGUCGUUCAUCACGAAGUGAAGGAGCUCGGUGUGCACAUUCUUGUUUGCUCUGUCAGCUACAUGACUGCUGAUGACGAACGAAAGAUCUUUCGCAAGUUCUUCAAGUUCAACGUUCUCCAUCCGUUGGCGGUCAAGACCAAGGUGUACAACGUCGAGGACGACAUAUUCUUGGAGGCACAGGUGCAGAACAUUACACCUGCACCAAUGUACAUUGAGGCAGUCAAGUUUGAGGCAAUGCCGCAGUUUGACUUUCAAGACCUGAAUGUGCUGUCUUCGGCCGCUUCGGCGUCUUCGUCCUCGACCAAUCAGGCCGGCUUAAAAGCGAGCCCGGCCACAACGUUUGGGCUUGCCUAUCACGUCAAUCCACAAGACAUCCGGCAAUAUCUGUAUCGGUUGUCACCCAAAGUCAAAGGCGACAAGACCGCUCGGGCUGCUGACAAGAUUGGCAAGAUGGAUAUUCUCUGGAAGACAAACAUGGGUGAAGUGGGCCGGCUGCAAACGAGCCAACUUCCUCGCAAAUUGCCUGCUCUGACGGAAUUGGCCGUCACAGUUGUAGAGGUUCCAGACAAUGUCGUGCUCGAAGUCCCAUUCACCGUGCAAUGCCGGAUUACAAAUUACAGCGAGCAUAAAAUGUCUUUACGACUGUUUGCUGUUAAAAGCCGUAUGACUGGCGUGCUGGCCGCCGGCGUUUCAGGGCAGUCACUUGGCGAGCUUUUCCCUGAAGCGAGCAAAAUCAUUCCGCUCGAGUUUUUCCCGGCUGUACCUGGCUUGCAACGCGUCAGCGGCCUUCGAUUGAUGGAUGUCAUUACCGGCAAGAGCUUUGAAAUCGACAGCUUCAUGGACGUGCUUGUGCACAGCCGAGAGUACGUUCCACCUCCAGCGCGAGAGCCAGCUAGCCUUUCCCUUUCAAUUGAGGUGUCUGCAAGACAGUAGUGAUUGCGAAGUGUUUUGUCCUUUUUUUUUUUUUUCCCUGCCUUUGGUUGAUUUUCUAUUGUCAAAGAUUCCAUUAUUGG
This is a messenger RNA of Capsaspora owczarzaki ATCC 30864, 1414 nucleotides long. RefSeq lists its product as hypothetical. Gene Ontology annotation, cellular component: TRAPPIII protein complex. Lineage: Eukaryota; Filasterea; Ministeriida; Capsasporidae. The transcript is spliced from 11 exons. The record is from RefSeq and is a predicted model, not a curated record. The coding region runs from base 15 to 1334 and encodes 439 amino acids.